Messenger RNA from Trypanosoma rangeli, 1623 nucleotides. Its product is annotated as transferase. The transcript has a single exon. Gene Ontology annotation, molecular function: protein kinase activity; ATP binding. The record is from RefSeq and is a predicted model, not a curated record. NCBI's taxonomy places the organism in Eukaryota, Euglenozoa, Kinetoplastea, Trypanosomatida, Trypanosomatidae. The coding region runs from base 1 to 1623 and encodes 540 amino acids. Gene Ontology annotation, biological process: protein phosphorylation.
AUGAGAGGCACCACCAGUAGCGGGGAUGAAGAUGCGGAAGUGUCGCCGCCAGACGUACCUAAAACAGCGACUCCUCUGCACUCCAGUCGUUGGCCCACGUUUCCACGGAGCGUGAUGGCAGCUCCAUCCAGUGGCAUGGACGGCAGCAGCAGUAGUAACAGCAUUUUUGGUGUGAAUGACCAACAGCCUUGUCCCGUGGAGGUGGAAGUGAAAGAAUACGAAAAAGGGGAGCCCAUGCGUGGACGGGUGGUUUCAUCGAAAACCUCUGAUUGCAGAACCACACGGCUCUCGAGUGAUGUCAUUAAUUUCUGGUGGGAGAGGCGGUACAAGGCGUUGUUUCCGCUAAACUGGGGAAUGUGGUCAAAACCUUACAUCGUGUUAGCCAGAGAUGUCGUUGAUGGCCGCCUUGUCACUACACGACGCUAUUUGUGUCGCCGUGCAACAAAUGCAUCACUGCUGAAGUGCUUGGAAAACGGGGAUUUUGUGAAUGCGUCUUUUAUUCCCUUUACAGCGUCUUGGAAACGGAGAAUGCACGCCCUGCUGAAUCUCCGUCAUACAAAUGUGAAUCCAGUAACAGACAUACUUAUGGAUGAGGAGCGGCAGGAACUGUUGUUGGUGCACCCGUAUGUGGACGGCAUGCAGCCUUUGGCUUCUGUAUUUCACCACCAACCUCAUCUGAUGCAUCGUGAAUUAACCCCUUCCUUGUUACUGCGUAUUCUGCGGAACGUGGUUGACGGCUUGCUCUUUUUGCACCAUCAUGGCAUCAUACAUGGCGCGAUAUCACCAUGGACCAUUCUUCUUGAUGCAAAAGGCCUUGCGUUGGUGACAGGGUUUGGAGUUGAAGAGCUGUGCAUGUACCCGCUAGACGAGAAUCCCACUGGCGGCUCAAUGCAGCCUUUUUACGUGGCACCCGAGGUCAAGCAUCCGUUGUCUCGCUUCCGCCUCGCCACAGUGGCUUCUGACGCCUUCUCCGUUGGCGCCCUUACCUUUGCUCUGACACAGGAGAAGCAGGACGGGGGGGCCUACAUUCUGCUUCGGCAGGCCAUGGUGGGUUUGAUGCAGAGCGACCCCCAGCACCGCAUGACCCUCCACGAACUUUCGUUGCUUCUCACCGAGCUCGAGUCUCAGAACACACUCACAGAAACAGUCUCCCAGGAGUUGAGGAGGCGGAUGGCUGCAGCACCAGCAUCAGCUGAGGGCCCAGCACUGUUUUCAAGAGAAGAACGUGCAAGUCCAUCGUCACCCUGUACAGCUUCUGUGAUGGUUUUUUUGCGGCGAGACUCCUCUCCGCUGCUUCACCGCGAUACGGGGCUGAAGAAAUGGAGGUCAGCAACAAUGACAACAAGGAUGAUGACACACAAGGAGCAAAGGCGUCAUCGUCGGGUCUGUCAGGUUUUGUUCCGAUGGCGCGUUGUCGCUGUCGCCGUGCUUUUUUGCGUUAUCGUCGCUCGUAAGGGCAGAAAACGUCAGCAGGCCUUGGCGGCACGGUUGUUGUCAUCUGCACGACAAGCACAACUUAAAAAAAUGCGAUGCAUGAGUUGUGGUGGGUCUCCUUUGGCGUCAGUGUCGACGACACCACUUCCACGGAGACCCACGAUGCUUGAGAAACGUCGAUCUCGUUGA